Molecule: messenger RNA, 3983 nt
Organism: Galeopterus variegatus (Sunda flying lemur)
Lineage: Eukaryota; Metazoa; Chordata; Mammalia; Dermoptera; Cynocephalidae
Gene: THUMPD1
Product: THUMP domain containing 1
Exons: 4
Coding region: 27-1091 (354 amino acids)
Biological process (GO): tRNA modification
Molecular function (GO): RNA binding
Source: RefSeq, a predicted model, not a curated record
CUCGGUCGCCUCAGCUCGUACGCACGAUGGCGACCCCCGUACAACAGCCCCCGCAGCCUGGCGGCGGGAAGCGCAGAGGCAAGGUGCAGUACGUGCAGGCCAAGCGGGCUCGGCGCUGCGACGCCGGCGGGCCGCGGCAGCUGGAACCCGGGCUUCAGGGCAUCCUCAUCACCUGCAACAUGAACGAGCGCAAGUGCGUGGAGGAGGCCUACAGCCUGCUCAGCGAGUACGGAGACGACUUGUACGGGCCAGAGAAGUUUACAGACAAGGACCAGCAGCCCUCUGGAAGUGAAGAAGACGACGAUGUGGAGGCUGCCUUGAAGAAAGAAGUUGAUGACAUUAAGGCAUCUACAGAGAUGAAGCUAAGAAGAUUCCAGUCAGUGGAGAGUGGGGCAAAUAAUGUAGUCUUCAUCAGGACACUUGGGAUAGAACCUGAGAAAUUGGUGCAUCAUAUUCUGCAAGAUAUGUACAAAACCAAGAAGAAGAAGACUCGGGUUAUUUUACGUAUGUUACCCAUCUCAGGCACAUGCAAGGCUUUCUUAGAAGAUAUGAAAAAAUAUGCAGAAACAUUUCUGGAACCCUGGUUUAAAGCUCCAAACAAAGGGACAUUUCAAAUUGUGUACAAAUCUCGAAAUAACAGUCACAUGAAUAGAGAAGAAGUUAUCAAGGAAUUGGCAGGAAUAGUGGGCAGCCUUAAUUCAGAAAAUAAAGUGAAUCUCACCAAUCCACAGUACACAGUGGUAGUAGAAAUCAUCAAAGUUGUCUGUUGCCUGAGUGUCGUGAAAGAUUACAUGUUGUUCAGGAAAUACAAUCUCCAGGAGGUGGUGAAGAUUGGUAAGGAUCUGUCACAGCUUAAACCAAAGCAGGGAAAAAAUGUGAAAGAAGCUAAAUUAGAAUCCGGUGACAAAUUAAAUCAAAAUGACCCAGCAGAAGGAAAAAAUAACCAGCAAGUGAUACCAGAGAAUAGUGAGGAGCUAGGGCAGGCAAAACCAAUGUCUGAGAUGCAGGGGGGGAAUGAGGGAGGUACUAAACCUGAACUUGCAAGUCAAAUCACAGAAGGAUCCAAGUCAAAUGAAGGUGAUCUCUCAUAGGAAGUCUUUUGGUGUUGGAGGUGGGUUUGUCACCUGGGAUUCUGUGAGAUGUUGCUAGGGUUCCAGGUAAAGUCGUAACUGAAAAUACUGUUUUUGACCUUUGUGUGCUGCAUAAUGCUAUUCUCACAGUAGUGAACAAUGAUUGCACAGCCCUGUUAACAGUCUUGUAAGAGAUCUUUCAGCCCUGUAUGGCAGUGUGCAUAGGCCCACACGCUGUUGCAUGGUGGGGCAGGGUGAAAGGAGGCUGAUGCUGGGCUCUCCCUCAUAAUUACCUUCCCCAGCCUCCUCUUAUGCUCCGCCAGCUGACUUAGGGGAGUGAACAAGCUCUGGGCAAGUAGAAAAUUAGAGGGAAAUUUUCAUCCUAAGGGAGGAAUUUUUAUGUGCCGCAACUCAGCUGUCCCCUGCCACUUUGUAGUAAACAUCGCAAAAACAUGGAUUGUGUAUGUUAGAAGUGAAUUGUUUUGUGACCUUUUUGUACUUUUUGCGAUUUUCUUGUUUGGUUAUUAUGUCUUGUUUUUAUAUUUUAUUAACACGUGUGUGUUACAAACAAAUCUGACAGUCCAGUUCUUGCAAUUUUUGAAGGCAAGGUGUGAUAUAGAAGAGGACCUUUCUAGGCGUAGAGCUGCAGACAUUUUUUAUAAGUUUAGUGAUAAAGAAUUCCAGUCUUCUGAGUUACUUCAGUAUACUUGUGCAACAUGGGGCACAAAAGAAUUCUGUCUUUACAAUGAAAGCUAUUUCUCAAGGGUUUUAUAUGGACUCAUAAUCCCACCUGUCUAUUCUGUUGUCCAUUUUCUGUGGCAUGCAAUUUACAAAUCUAGUAUUUGCUCCAGCAAUUGUAACUAUAAAUCACAGCCAUUUGACAAGUAAGAGUGUUGAUUAUUUUAAAUGGCUUUUGGAAUACCAAAACAGUAAAGAUUUUGUUCAAAAAUCACAUUCAGUGAAAAGGUUUGUGAAGCAAAUUAUUUAGUAGCAGUACUUAUUCCAGAAAAGAAAAAUUCACAUAGUUGGUGAGAAUCUAAUAAUGCCAACAUUAAAAUGCUAGGGCAAGAUGCAAUACAACAAGUUGAAAAGACUUUACUCUCAGUUUAGUAAGUUGAAUUACUAAUGGUAUGUCACAUAAUGCUAAAAAGUUCUGUGUAGUUAACGGAAAAGCAGCAACUUCUCUAUCCAGGUUGAUGAGUCAACAGGUUUCAUGAAUGUUUGUCAUACUGUAGCAUUUGUAAAAUUUGUAAAUGAUUGAAAUUGAAAGAAACUUUUUUGCUGCUAAGAGCCUCCCAAAACAGAGGCCAGUAUGUAUUUAAUGUUGUGUCUUCCAAUAUCUAAAAACCAAAGGUCUGUUAUCUGUACUCUUCGUGCCCCAUCAGUGGCUGGCUUCAUAACAAGUUUUGCCUCAUUUGAAAAGAAAAAAAGAAAUCCUGAUGUUGACAUUAUAGCACACUGCUUUCUUCAUAGAGAUGCUGAUGUCAAACACUUAGCAACAAAAUGAAGAAAGUUCUAAAUAAUGCUACACAAAUAGUUAAAUUUGUUAAAGAUCCAUUUAUGCAAGAAUGUUAAAAAAACAAAAACACAAAACUAAAAUUUGCACAAACAAAAACACUCAUCUGUUGAAUACAGACAUACAAUGGUUUAUCAGAGGAAGAGUUCUUGACAGGAUAUUUAGGUUGAAAGAUGAAUUGCUAGGGUACUUUCCAGAAAAUAGUAGGCCAGGUUUUGCCAAGUGCUUUGAAAAUGGAGAAAGACUACAGAAACUAGCCUAUGCAGUAGACAUUUUUCAUCACAUAAAAAAACAAACAAGUUUCUGCAAGGUGCUGGAGAAAAGAUUUUUUUCUUAAAGUGACAAGAGUCUUAGAUUUAGAAGGAAACUGACUCUGGAACACUCACGUUGCCAAAGGACCUCUUGAAAUGUUUCUGCCGCUGCUUGGACUUAAGUGUGAAGGAAUGAAUAAGUCUCAAGUCUCACUACAACCCACCUGGAAGAACUGCAAAACCGAGUUAAGUAGCAGUUCCCCUCCUUUUCCCAGCGUUAGUGUAUGACUGCAGGAGAAACUGGUUCUCUAAAUCUUCUGCUCAGCCCAAGAUUUUGUCUGUGAGGGAAGAGAAAGAACUCAGCCCUACUCUGACAGUUGUGGAUUUUUGUGAAAUAAGAGUCAACUUCAUGCUCACACUCGCAUAUCAUGAGGUUUCCCUGCAGGUGUUCCCUGAAUUCGAAAGUUUUUUCAAGGGCUCCUUCUAGGUAAAAUGAUUGAAAAAGGCUGGAAGGAAUAGAUGUCAACAAGUUCUGCAAAAUAAAUUGUCCAGACUGAGGAUAUUAAGGGGCUAUAAAAUUAGUUUUUGGAGAUGGGUUUAUUCUCAAGUUUUAAAGAGUUAGGAAGUAGUAUAAAUGUUAAGACUUCCCACCCAAGUGACUAUGUUUAUUUAAUGGCUAGUGAACAUGGGAAUAUAGUUUUAUCCUCCUAGUUAGUGGUCCUGCUCGGUAAACCAGACUAGAAGGAUUUGAGGGGCAAAGAGAACAGGCAGGACCUUGCUAAUGUACAUGGGGCUGGAGCUUCCUUACAUAUCUUCAGAUAUUUAGAAUGUUAACUCUUAAUGAGGUUGAAGUCAUCUUAAAAGGACGAUAAUAGUAUUAUUAGUAUCAUUUGGGGAAAGAGGAUAGGAUUGUGGUGCCUUCAAUGAACUUGCUCCAAGACAAAGAUGCUUUUACUUUGUUAGUGCAAGACAAAGGGACUCGGGGAAUACAAUUGGCUCUGUGUCCACAGAACCUACAACUGUGGAACUGGGUUCCUUUUACUUUGUGAAAGCUGCUGCUCAACAGAAAGAUCAUAAUUUGUUUUUUUUUUUUUAAAAGAUGACUGGCAAGGGGAUCUUAACCCUUGACUUGGUGUUGUCAGCACC